Molecule: messenger RNA, 1844 nt
Organism: Triticum urartu
Lineage: Eukaryota; Viridiplantae; Streptophyta; Magnoliopsida; Poales; Poaceae
Product: putative UDP-rhamnose:rhamnosyltransferase 1
Molecular function (GO): UDP-glucosyltransferase activity
Source: RefSeq, a predicted model, not a curated record
UUUUACUGUUAGUUAGCUCGUGCCCAUCAGGGCAACAGCGACACCAAGCCUCUGUUUUGUUAUACUCCAUCGGCCCAUUGCGAGCAGAUGGAAAUGGCAGAGGCGGCUGCCGGCGCCGGUACGGGCGGGCUGGAGGUGGCGGUGUUCCCGUGGCUGGCGUUCGGGCACAUGAUCCCGUUCCUGGAGCUCUCCAAGCGCCUCGCCGCGAGGGGCCACGCCGUCGCCUUCGUGUCCACUCCGCGGAACCUCUCCAGGCUGCCGCCCGUGCCGCCGCACCUGUCCGCGCACAUCCGCUUCGUGCCGCUGCCGCUGCCGGCCGUGGAGGGCUUGCCGGAGGGCGCCGAGGCCACGUCUGACCUGCCUCCCGACAAGGUCGGGCUGCUCAAGAAGGCCAUGGACGGCCUCGCCGGCCCGCUCGCGUCGUUCCUCGCGGACGCCGUAGCCGCCGGCAGGAGGCCCGACUGGAUCAUCCUCGACUUCUGCCACCACUGGGUCCCGCCCAUCGCCGACCAGCACAAGGUGCCAUGCGCCGCGUUCCUGAUCUUCCAUGCCGCCUUUAUGGCCUUUAUUGGGCCGCGGUGGGCGAACAGCGUGCACCCGCGGACGAAUCCAGAGGACUUCACCGAGCCGCCCAAGUGGAUCCCCUUCCCGUCCACCACCGUCUUCCUCCACCACGAGGCCCGGCGGAUGCUCGCGGACAACUUCGGUGAGAACGCGUCAGGCAAGUCGGACACUGACCGUUUGUGGGACGUGUUCGAGCGUUGCCGCCUCACCAUCCACCGCAGCUGUCGCGAGCUGGAGCCUCGAAUGUUCACCCUCCUCUCGGAUCUCUUGCGGAAGCCCGCCGUCCCCGCCGGGAUCCUGCUGCCGGGGGCGCCUGACGACCGUGACGAGGACCACCGGCACAGCAGCUCUGGCGGCGCCGACAGUCACCAGGUCCUACGUUGGCUCGACGACCAACCACCCAAGUCUGUCAUCUACGUCGGGCUGGGUAGCGAGGCGCCACUGACUCUAGAGAACAUCCAUGAACUCGCGCUCGGACUGGAGCUCGCCGGGGUGCACUUCCUUUGGGCGCUACGCAAGCCGGCCGGCACAAACAACAAGCAGGAGCUGUUGCCGGCCGGGUUCGAGGAGCGGACGCAGGACCGUGGGGUGGUCUGCACAGGGUGGGUGCCUCAGGUGAAGGUGCUCGCUCACGGCGCCACGGCCGCGUUCCUGACGCACUGUGGUUGGGGCUCCACCAUCGAGAGCUUCGGCUUCGGGCUUUCGCUGGUCAUGCUCCCUUUCCUCACCGACACGCCUAUGAUCGCGCGGGCGAUGGCGGAGAGAGGAAUUGGUGUGCUGGUGCCAAGGGACGGCAGUGACGGCUCAUUUGACAGGGACGGUGUCGUGGUGGCCGUGCGGCGCGUCAUGUCGGAGCAUGAGGGGAAGGUGUUCGCGACCAACGCCAAGAAGCUGAAGGAGCUUGUCGUGGACGAGAGGCGCCAGGAGCAGUACAUCCACGAGCUCGAGGAGCAUCUGAGACGCUACAAAGACGACAGGGGCAGUACAGCGGCGAGUUGAUUUGAUCGCUUAUCUAAUAAUUACAUCGAUGCUUUUUUCUUUUCUUAUCGAGGGCGAUCGAUUAUGUUGAUACUAGCUAGCACAACUGAACACUCCAACAACAAGCUGUGAACCCCCGCAAAAAAAAAAAAAAAAAAAAAAAAAAGCUGUGAAGUGCUAGCUGCAGACGUCAUGAUUGCACACAACAAACUAAGGUCCCAUAUUCUGUGCGCAUGCCUAUGUUCUUAGAAAAUAUGAAGUGUAUCCUUUUAAGUUGUUUCUAUUUAAGGGUAUUUAGGCCA